CUACCAGCACAGGGCGCGCCCUUUGAAGGAAGAAGCUGUCGCCGCGGAGCCAUGGUGGGGCCGGGCCCAACUGCCAGCGCGGCCGCGGAAGAACGAUGGAGAAAACUCCAGGAGUACCUGGCAGCCAAGGGAAAGCUGAAGGACCCGAACACCAAGCCUUAUCUAAAAGCCAAGAAUAACUGCCCCAAACCACCAUCUUCCAAAUAUACUCCUGGACCAAAAAAAGAUGUUUCUAAUCAUGCUGCUUUGCCUGUCGAAACUACAAGACCCAUCACUAAACUCCAGACUAAACCAGCUAAUAUCACAAGGUCCCGGAAGCCAGAGUUGGAGCCACCAAAACUUGCAGGCAAAGGGCUCACUUCAAGAUGUUUUUCUUCUAACCCAGACUGUAAACAGUCCUGUAAGAGCCAGCAGCAGCACAGAGCUACAGUGUCCACUACAGGGCUGUCAAGAAAACCCAGGCAGUUCACUGGUACCCAAGAAUUGAAACCCCAAAAGCAACAGGAAACACAUCAAGGAAAUGCCGAAUGCACCGGUCCUGUGGCUAGGACCCAUGUCGACAACCAAUCUUUGAAGGGCUUUCUAGAUGACAUGAACAAAGAGAACUUGCCCCAAACCUUGCUAGAACCUAGAAAGCCAGAUCCUGACUCAUACCCCAUAAGUAAGCCAAACACUGGCUUCUAUAAUCAAACCCAGAGAAGUCUGGCUUCUAAACAAAUCUUGAGCAAAAGUUUGGUUAACCAUACUGUUCUGAAAGACAGAGCCAACAAACAGUUUGUUAGAAACACACAAGUCAGAGUUCAACCAGUGAAGUCCCAGCAUCUCUCUACAGAUGCAGAUUCUGCACGACCAAGAGAAAAACCCCCACGAACAGUUCCCUCUCACUUCAUUCCAGCCCAUAGUAAGAAUCAGACGUCAAAGAAACCAGUGGUCAAGGACACACAGGACAUAAAGAUUAACAGGGCUAAAUGUGGAAGACCAAAUGAAACUAAGGUACAGUCACACCCUGCUACUGAACAGAAAGAAAACCAUACUAAACCUGGUUCCCAGCCCAGCUUGCUUCAGGGAGGACAGAACAACAGACAUCUAACCAUCAAGCGGGAUCAAAAGACUGUGCAGCCUUGUCUUGGACCCCGGACAUCAUGCGUUCUGCAAAAGUCAAGAGCCAUAAGCCAGAGGCCUAAUUUGACAGCUGGCAACUUUAAUCCAGUCAUUCCAAGCACCCCUAGCAUAAGAGCAAAUAAAUGCAAUAAUAUCUUUCAACAAAAAGCACAGACUCUGGACUUCAAGUUCAAAAAGGUUCUUCCCCAGAGCCAGUUUCUGAACAAGACUGCUCCCAAAACAAAAGCUGGUACAGCAACCACAAGUAGGAAGGAGGCCCCAAGUGCUACCCAGACUCAUCCACGUGUUAAAAAGACAGAAGUAGAGGAUCGGAGGAAACAGCUGGAAGAAUGGCAGAAAUCUAAGGGGAAAACCUAUAAACGCCCUCCCAUGAAAUUGAAACCAAAAAGAAAAGUCAUAGAGGAAAUGAACAUUUCGUUCUGGAAGAGCAUUGAAAAAGAAGAAGAAGAAAAGAAAGCUCAGUUGGAGCUGUCCAGUAAAAUUAACAGCACUCUGACAGAGUGUCUGAGGCUCAUUGAGGAGGGUGUAUUUCCUAAUGAAAUAUUUACCAUUGUGUCCAGCAUUCCUGAGGCUGAAAAAUUUUCCAAGUUCUGGGUCUGCAAAGCAAAGUUACUGGCAAGCAGGGGUCCCUUUGAUGCUAUUGGACUGUACGAGGAGGCCAUUAGAAGAGGGGCCGCACCAAUGCAAGAACUACAGGAAGUUCUGAACAUUCUGCAGGAUCCAAGCAGAAGCUCGGAGGCAGUCACCUCUGACUCGUUAGCUCCCGGAACUAGUGUCACUUCUGUGGACGAGCUGGCCAAGAAGGAGGAAUCUGGGCAGUCAUGUCCUUCUCUAGCAGAAGGAGAGCAGGUUACGGCAGCUCCACCAAUAACCACGGCAGAAUGGGAUAACCCUGGGAUCAAACUGCAGAUCGCCCCUCUCCCUAGAAUAUGUGGUGUACCAGAAGUACAAGACAUGAAGCUUAUCACUCCCGUGAGGCGCUCGGCCAGGAUCGAGCGAGCAGUGGCCCGCUACCCAGAAAUGCUGCAGGAGCAUGACGUCGUCGUGGCUUCUCUUAACGAGCUACUGGAAGGGGACAAAACGGAGUACUUUGUCUUCCGGGAAAAUGAGGCCUUACCUGUGUCACUGGGCUUUGAAGUCCUUGAAUCAUGAUCUUUUGAUUUUUUGUUUGUUUGUUUUUGUUUAAAUGGGUUUAUUUCAGGGCUUGCAAGAGAUAAGAAAUGCCCUUGUCAAGAUGGCCUGAAAUAAAUGUCCACUGACAUGACAUGGCCCAGAAGAGAGACUUGUGGCUAAGGAAGUAAUGCAUUGUGUUUACUCUCAAAUUGUAUAUCCCACGCAGACUUUUGGUUCAUGUGCUUUGUUACAUACUUUGUGAUAGUUUUACAGCAUACAUAAGUUCAAAGUAUCAAUAUACUUUGCUGAUCUACUAGAAUUCUACUGUAGUUACUUUUCAUCCCAAAGGCUGAUGCUGUGGUCUGACUGACUUUCCUCUUAGCAUCCACUGUACCCAGGAGGGCAGGUUCCUAGGAUGGAAAGAUUUGGGUUUGAAACCAGCUUACCGGGUGGGAUGGUCAAACCCCACACAUCAGAGAAGAUUGGGCUAGCCAUGCCUGCACUCAGAUCCCAGAUGACAUUCGUGGAGGAUGACUCUUGUUCUCUCUGGGCAGGUGUCCUCUAGUGAAGCACAAUCCAGAGCUGGCAUGGCCACCCAGGUGUUUAUUAGGUACAAUCCUCAUUUUGCACUUGUUAUGCAGAAAUGCUUCAAGUAAAAGCAAAAGUGUGGGGACAGCACCUGCUGCGUCCAUUGUUUUCUCUUUCGGGGACUCGUAGCCUGAAGAGGCCGUGAGCCCUAGAGACUAUGGCUGUGGUUUUUCUUCCCCUUGGGUAACUGCUCUUGGUGAGGAAAACCAGAGUUGUUUUGUAAAUAUUCUGUAUAGAAAGCCUAGUCAGCACAUUUUAAAUUCAGCUUUGUUACUAUUAUUACUAAGUAAUAGCUAAAAUAAAAACCGUUGAAUAGUUGUUCA
Messenger RNA from Peromyscus leucopus (white-footed mouse), 3146 nucleotides. It is a transcript of the gene Ckap2l, whose product is annotated as cytoskeleton associated protein 2 like. NCBI's taxonomy places the organism in Eukaryota, Metazoa, Chordata, Mammalia, Rodentia, Cricetidae. Gene Ontology annotation, cellular component: cytosol; mitotic spindle; centrosome. The record is from RefSeq and is a predicted model, not a curated record.